Malania oleifera is the source of this 1325-nucleotide messenger RNA. Its product is annotated as protein SPEAR3-like. NCBI's taxonomy places the organism in Eukaryota, Viridiplantae, Streptophyta, Magnoliopsida, Santalales, Ximeniaceae. The record is from RefSeq and is a predicted model, not a curated record. The transcript is spliced from 5 exons. Bases 479 to 1105 code for a protein of 208 amino acids. Gene Ontology annotation, molecular function: DNA-binding transcription factor activity.
CAAUUUUUUAACAGUUUGGAUCAGAGAUCGCUUUCAACUCAGUCUCCAAAGUCCAAAACUUAGAUAAAAAAUUGGAAAAAUAAACACAAUAAAGAAAAAAAUAUAUUCAUGGAAGUUCUAAAAAUAAUGAUAUGAUCCAAAAGAGAAGGGAGGGGAGGGGGAGAGGAGAGCAUAAAAUCUAGGUAUAUAUAUAUAUAAGAGUAUAAAUCUUCAGCAAUCUGAUAUCCAGCGAUGCAAUAAUUAGUGGAGAUGCAGGCAGCAGCUUAAUAUAUAUUAAAAGGAGAGAGAUCUCUGAUUUCAUCUCAUAUCAUCACCAGCAUCAUAUCUGUAUGCGCAGUGAUCCGUCACAAAGUUCGGUUUGCAGAUUCAGCUAUAGCUUUGGUAGCUGAGAGCUAGGUUUUGGGAUUUGCAAAGCAAGAUUUCUCUCUCUCUCUCUCUCUGGUAUAUAGAAUUGUUCAUCAUAGGAAUUAAUUAAGAAAUGGGAAGUAGUUAUUUUGGGGAGCCAAACAUGGGAAAUGAAAGAUCAUCAUCAUCAUCAUCAUCAUCAAGGAAAGGGAAGAAAGGCAGUAAUUCAGAUAAACCAAAGCAACCCCAGAGAGGGCUUGGCGUUGCUCAGUUGGAGAAAAUCAGAUUACACAGCCAAAUGGGUUGCUCUUACCUCCCUUCCCACCUUCAGUACCCUCCUUACCCUACAACCAAUCUCAACCAGGAGGAUAUAAUGAGAAUGCACAGUAGCACAGCGUAUUCAUCAGUGCCGUCUUCAUCUUGUUUCUCAUAUUCAUCAUCAUCAUCAUCUACAUCCUCUUACGUCUUCCAACCCAACAUGAUGAUGGGAAUGGGUGAACUGGAAAGAUCGAAUAACAGAUAUGGUACUGCUAAUUCCCAACCUAGUCCUACACCGAGAUGGAAUCCUGGCAAUGGCAUCUUGGAGACCCAACAUUUUGCACAACCCAACAUGACAAGACACUUUUUGAACGUUCAUGAAGAGGAUUCACUACAAAAAAAGAGAAAGAAAGAUAAGGGUAAUUCAAAGGGAUCAAGUAGUCAGAAUUCAGAAUCGAGCGACUCUCAAGAAGUAGAUUUGGAGCUCAGAUUGUCACUUUAAUCCGCAGUUAAUUUUCUGCCAUCCAAAAGCAUGGAUUUGGCUUUUAUGCUUUUAUUUACAUAUGAUAUUUGUAAAAUCUCAACAUAACUUGGUUGGAUUUGAAACAUUGCACAAGUUGAUCAACUUGAGAAAUGUAUGCGUGUUAAGCUAGAUCAAUGCAUCUGCAUUUGUGAUUUGAACGAUCUUUUGUUAAUGAAAGGGAAAUUAACUUUUCGCUAAA